CUGAGUUUUCCCUUUCUCAUUUUCUUCCCUCAGCAAUGGGCCACUUUUGCCCGUUCCUGGUUCCUUGUUGAUGCCAGGAUGCAGCCGCCUGGAAAGAUUGCCAGCAUGUGUUCUGUUAGAUUACAGGGGAAACACAAGCCUAUAUACCAUGCGCUGAGUGACUGUGGAGACCACGUGGUGGUAAUAAACUCCAAACACAUCGCUUUUUCUGGGAAUAAAUGGGAGCAGAAAGUAUACUCGUCUCACACAGGGUAUCCAGGCAGUUUCAAACAAGUCACAGCUGCUCAGCUCCACCUGAAGGACCCUAAAGCUAUUGUGAAGCUGUCAGUUUACGGCAUGUUGCCUCGAAAUCUGCAUCGGCGCACCAUGAUGCAGCGGCUCCACAUCUUUCCUGAAGAUGAGUUGCCAGAUGAUAUUCGAGCCAACCUGACAGAGGAACUUCUUCAGCCCAGACAGAUCCCCAGAAAACUCAGUGAAUACACUCAGGAGGAGAUCGAUGCUUUCCCCAGCCUGUGGACACCGUACGUAUACACACAGACAUUCUUCUCUUUUUUUUUUUUUUUGGUUCUAUAA
Molecule: messenger RNA, 573 nt
Organism: Menidia menidia (Atlantic silverside)
Lineage: Eukaryota; Metazoa; Chordata; Actinopteri; Atheriniformes; Atherinopsidae
Source: the annotation of a GenBank genome assembly